GUCUUGACAAAUACGAAGUGUGGAGGCUGCUAUUCUGGAGACUUCUGAGCUCACACGAAAUGAAGCGACUUAUCCGAGUUGUUAAACUGAAGCCGGCAGACUAUCACGUUCUCUCGAUACAGACAAUCUGUCGCAUUCAUGUGAUUCCGUUUUCCUCGAUGUCAGGCCAAGACCAUGUUUCUUUCGGCUGUCGUAGAGGCUCAGUCUGUCUAUCUUACACAACCAUUUGCUUUCCCUCGCAGCACGAAGUUCUUCUAUUUACUCUCUGUCCUUAUCUUUACCGCUAGUUUUGCGCUUAUAAAAGGUAUACUUGGCUUUCAGACCGUUUCUCUAACGGUCUCUGCGGAUCCCGACAGCAUUGACAUUCCUUAUCUUCGACGAAAUCUACCAGCGCUUUGCAUGCCUCGAACUUGGCGUAGUGUUACGUGCCGCGACGAUUUGAUACAGAACGUUGAACAGCAUCAACAAUGGGUAUAUCAUGUGAAGAUCACUUCCAAUAUCGAAGAGGAAUUGUACUGGGAGGCCUGUUGAAAGAGGCAAAAGGUCGUGCUAAUAAGGUG
Messenger RNA from Dothidotthia symphoricarpi CBS 119687, 560 nucleotides. RefSeq lists its product as uncharacterized. NCBI's taxonomy places the organism in Eukaryota, Fungi, Ascomycota, Dothideomycetes, Pleosporales, Dothidotthiaceae. The transcript has a single exon. Bases 175 to 531 code for a protein of 118 amino acids. The record is from RefSeq and is a predicted model, not a curated record.